Messenger RNA from Paramecium pentaurelia, 568 nucleotides. Lineage: Eukaryota; Ciliophora; Oligohymenophorea; Peniculida; Parameciidae. The record is from the annotation of a GenBank genome assembly.
AUGUAAUAACAACAUUAGACACUGAAUUUCUAAGUUCUUGAGAUGAAUAUAAAUUCUUAUAUUAAAGCUAUCCUUUUUGAUUUUGAUAUUAUAGAUGAAAAUAAGAUCACAUAAAUCCUCCAGAAGAGAAAUAUUAAAUUAGUUAUUACAACAUUGAAAUAAGUAGAAUUAUAAUUUAUUUAAUAACCGAUUAUUUUUGUAAAUGGGAUUGAUGAUCAUUAGACAAUUAUAUAAUAUAAUUCUCAGAUUAAUUUAGUUUAAGGGAACAUUCUUUACUUAUUUCAUGAAUAUAAACUUAUGAUUAAAUAUAUCAUUAGCUUACAGUUAACAAAAAACAAUGCAUCUGAUAUUCAUAAUUUAGAUAUUGUAAGAAAAUAUAUUUUAUUCUAUCUAGUAAACCUAAUAGUUAAUAAAGGAAACUAAACUGGUAAACUAUUUUAAUGAACAUACAAAAAAAUUAAUAAGUUCUUCCAAUUCAACUGGACCAGGUAUUUCAAAUAUAGAAAUUAUUAAUAAUUUGCCUCCUCCAAUUAAAAUUCCAGUAUUCUAAAUAAAGAAAUUUUAGUGA